AUGGAUCAAGAGGACAGGGUGCUGGACGAGGGGCAGGCAGCUCAGCAUCAGCUCACGGAGGAUACUGAGCAGUCAGUGUGCAUCUUGGACAUGCCUCCAUCUCCUGGAAGCAGAGUGCACACCCCUGGGAACCAUGGCUCAGGCAAGCAACAAGACAUCCUUUGGUGUCCACAGCUGGAGAGGGCCCCCUUGGUUCCUGCUGAGGCGCCCAGGCUGAAUGCGAGUGAAAUGGGGCCGCGGUUCAGGGUGUUGCUGCCGGAGCAUGGUAGGAACUACUGCCUCCAAGUGACUCGCCCUCCUUCCCAAAUGGUUUACUCUCAGAGAAUGUCUCCUUCUCAACCAAACAUGGAGAUUUUCAAGAAAAGGUGGCAUGAUGUCCUUAGGAGAGCCCAGAUGAUGUCCUUAGGAGAGCCCGAUAUUCAAGGGAUGGCUAUGACCUUCAGAGGGGAUCUGAGGCCCUGCAGUGGGCCACCAGUCACAGCUUCCAGUGAAAUCCCAAUGUCCCACAUUAGGAUGCGAACAAUGCCUCAUUCUGGCCACCCUGCAGUACCUUCUAAUAGAGACUCUUUAACACUUAAGAUGUUAUUGCCCCCAACCAUGGCUUCUGCUGAGGGCCAAGCAGUGCUCCCCUCUUUGGCUCAGAUGUUGUCCCCUAGAGUUCCCCACAACUGCGGAAGGAGACCAGCUCGGUCCCCAUCAUUGCUGACUUUAGAAUCCCAGGACUCUUCUGUUAGCCAGCUAGCCUCCCAGGAAGACCCCUUAAUACUUGAGCAGCCCAUAACUGUUCCACAGACAGCAGAGCAGAAUUGCAGGGCCCUGGAAAGAGCCCUGGUUGCAAGGCCUUACUGCUGCCAGCAUGAGAACUGUGGAAAAGCUUAUGCUAAGUGCUCCCACCUCAUGAGUCACCAACGCACACACACAGGUGAGAGGCCCUAUAUAUGUAUGUGGGAAGGUUGUACAUGGUCUUUCUGCCGUUCUGAUGAGCUUGGACGACAUACACGGAUACACACCAGAUACCGACCACAUAUAUGUGAUCAGUGUGGCCGAGAUUUCAUGAGAUCUGACCAUCUCAGGCAACACCAAAGGAUUCAUCUGCGGGCACCAGGAUCCCCUAAUCCACGGGCCAACAAUGAACAGAUGGAUGGUCCUCCUGCUCCUGAUCUUUAG
Messenger RNA from Miniopterus natalensis, 1167 nucleotides. The record is from RefSeq and is a predicted model, not a curated record. NCBI's taxonomy places the organism in Eukaryota, Metazoa, Chordata, Mammalia, Chiroptera, Miniopteridae.